This is a messenger RNA of Poecilia latipinna (sailfin molly), 1727 nucleotides long. It is a transcript of the gene syap1, whose product is annotated as synapse associated protein 1. The record is from RefSeq and is a predicted model, not a curated record. Bases 126 to 1220 code for a protein of 364 amino acids. The transcript has 9 exons. Lineage: Eukaryota; Metazoa; Chordata; Actinopteri; Cyprinodontiformes; Poeciliidae. Gene Ontology annotation, biological process: TORC2 signaling; regulation of short-term neuronal synaptic plasticity. Gene Ontology annotation, cellular component: cytoplasm; Golgi apparatus; synapse.
ACGUAAAGACGAAGAAGCUUCUAGUUCCUGGUUGCAUUAAAAAACAUUUUUACACGGUGUGAGUUCGCAGCCAGUUUCCGUCUGUCAUUUUCUUUUUAUCAGUUCGUUUUCUCCCUCGGACCAGUAUGUUCAAAGGGUUCGGGACGUGGCUGGGUCUGGAGAAGACGUCAGAGGAGAAGGAAAGCCUCAGUGUGGAGCAGGAAGAGAAGGUGGUUGAAGCCCAAAACGAGGUAAACAAACAGCAAGCAGCUGAGCAGGAUGAUGAGGCAUCGGAGACGAAAGAAGAAACCCCAGAUCACAGCAAAGGACUCGGUGAGUUCAUCUUCAGUUUCGCCUCCAGUGCCACCAAGAAGUUGUCAGAGUCUGUAGUGGGGACUGCUCAGACCAUCAAGAAGACGGUGGAAGAAGGAAAGAUCGAUGGCAUCAUAGAUAAGACUAUUCUGGGAGAUUUCCAUAAGGAGCAAGAGAAGUUUGUCCAAGAGAAGAAGGCCAAAAAGUCAGAAGCAGCAGUGCCUCCCUGGGUGGGCUACAAUGAGGAGGAGACCAUCCAGCAGCAGAUCCUGGCUCUGUCUGCUGACAAGCGGAACUUCCUGCGGGACCCUCCGGCUGGUGUCCAGUUCCACUUCGACAUGGAGCACAUGUACCCUCUGGCGGCCGUCAUGCUGGAGGAGGACCAGCUUCUCAACCGCAUGCGCUUCGACCUAGUUCCAAAACAGGUGAAGGAGGACGUGUUUUGGAGGAAUUACUUCUACAGGGUGUCUCUGAUCAAGCAGUCGGCGCAGCUCACAGCGCUGGCUGCUCACCAGCAGCAGCAGCAGCAGCAGCAGCAGAAGGACGGCGGGGAGGGCGGGGACAGUGUUUCACCUGACGACAUUGUCUUAAAAGAUGUUAGACCAAAAACUCCACCAGUUUCCAUCAGCAACAUACAGAAGGCACCCCACGAGGAGGAAGAAGAGAUUUCAACAAGUCCUGGAGUCUCGGAGUUCGUGAGCGAUGCUUUCGACUCGACGGCGAUCAACCAUGAAGACCUGAGGAAAGAGAUGGAGCAGCUGGUGCUGGACAAGAAGGACAGUGUCCCGUCUCCAGACGAUGAGGCAGCAGACUGGGAAAAAGAGCUGCAGCAAGAACUCCAGGAGUACGAGGUGGUGACGGAGUCAGACAACAAGGACGACCAGUGGGACCAGGAGAUCGAGAAGAUGCUCCAGUCCGAGGACAGCUAGGGAACAACGGCGCAUAAAACCGCGGCUCCGAAUCAACCACCAGUGAUGCACGAGGGCCAACUCGCCCAAACCCCUUUUUCCUUACGCAGUAAAGUUGAUCCAGCAGUAGCAAAAGUGCAUCAGUUGGAGGCAGGGCGGGUAUAUUAAUGAAGUAGUACCUUCUUAAUUAGUUUGAUCUUCUCCUUUUCCUCCAGCCUCUGUCUUUUGACUUGCGCGUCCUCUAGAGGGAGCUCUGGGACAACUUACACCAGUUUUGCACAAUAGGUGGUGUUCCCUUCUUGAUUGGACAACUAUGUGUUGCAUAGUAAGGAAGGUUAAAUGUAAAAUUAAGCGGCAUGUAAAUAAAGACAGCUGAAACACUAUUUGAAGUUAGAUUUCCUUCAUUAUAAAAUAUUUUAUCUCUUCUUACUUUGUGCACAAUGUUUCUCUAUAGCUGGAAAACUGUACUUUUACUGUGAUUUUCUUACUUUCUUUGGAUUCUUUAAUAAAUGAUAAUGUUAUUUGAGA